This is a messenger RNA of Phyllostomus hastatus (greater spear-nosed bat), 1953 nucleotides long. RefSeq names its product store-operated calcium entry associated regulatory factor (gene SARAF). The coding region runs from base 179 to 1186 and encodes 335 amino acids. The record is from RefSeq and is a predicted model, not a curated record. Lineage: Eukaryota; Metazoa; Chordata; Mammalia; Chiroptera; Phyllostomidae. Gene Ontology annotation, biological process: regulation of store-operated calcium entry. The transcript has 6 exons. Gene Ontology annotation, cellular component: endoplasmic reticulum membrane.
GCGGCAGUGACGUGAGGCAGGCGCACGGACAUCCGUAGCUGUUGCGACUCUGCCGACCGACUGUCCCUUCUUCGAGGCCGGAAUUCCUGGUGUCCCUGGGCAGCUGCGCGCGGAUUUCCACAGGUCUGAUAUCCGUCCACGAGUGCCUGGCACCCGCACACCAUCUUCGCCCAUCGCCAUGGCCGCGGCCGGUGGGCCAGGCGCGGAUAGACGCUGCUCUUUCCUCGGUCUCCUUUUGCUUCUGAUCGUGGGCCCUGCCGAGGGCUGGAAAGACCCAAACAGAAUAUUGUUGCAGGACGUGAAAGCUCUUACCCUCCACCAUGACCGCUACACCACCUCCCGUAGGCUGGAUCCCAUCCCACAGCUGAGAUGUGUUGGGGGCACGGCUGGGUGUGAUUCUUACACGCCGAAAGUCGUCCAGUGCCAGAACAAAGGCUGGGAUGGUUACGAUGUGCAGUGGGAAUGUAAGACCGAUUUAGAUAUGGCGUACAAAUUUGGAAAGACGGUGGUGAGCUGUGAGGGCUAUGAGUCCUCUGAAGACCAGUAUGUGCUAAGAGGUUCCUGUGGCUUGGAGUACAGCUUGGAUUACACGGAACACGGCCUGAAGAAAUUGAGAGAGUCCGGAACAAACCAUGGCCCUAACGCUUUCUCUGAUUAUUACAAAAAGCUGUCCACUCCAGGCUCCGGGGGCAUCAGUGGAUUGAUUACCAUCGCGGUGUUACUUGCUGUCGCCUUUGGAGUUUAUAAGUUGUUCCUUAGUGAUGGUCAAGAUGCUCCUCCACCGUAUUCUGAGUAUCCUCCAAAUUCACACCACUAUCAGGGAUUCACCAGCGCAGCAGGACCCCCUCCCCCGGGCUUCAAGGCAGGGUUCACAGGACCCUAUGGUGCAACUUCUGGUUUUGGCAGUGCUUUCACAGGACAACAAGGACAUGACAAUUCAGGACCAGGGUUCUGGACCGGCUUGGGGACAGGAGGACUCUUAGGAUAUUUGUUUGGCAGCAAUAGAGCAGCGAGGCCCUUUUCAGACUCCUGGUACCACUCAUCUCAUCAUCCCUCGUACUCCAGCACAUGGGGUAGCCAUGCUUACUCACCGUUUCGUGGAGGCUCAGGUAGCUCUUCAGCAUGCUCAAGUUCAGAGACAAAAACCAGAACAGCAUCAGGAUAUGGUGGUACCAGAAGACGAUAAGAGAGUAAAAAGUUGAAGUGAAACACUGGAUGCAGCAUUUCUGACAUUUCAUCGCUUUGUCUUAAAAAGAAAAGUGCUACCAGCUAACAACUGGGGAAAAGGAAUAUUAAAAAAUUCGGUGGUGUUUUCUCUCGUAUAGCUUUUUGUGUUUUAUCAUUUAAUGAGAUUAAGAAUUGAUACUAUGAUAAGAUACUUAUGUAGAAAAUUGUUAGUGUAACAUGCAGAUGUUUAUUACAGCUUUUGAAAGUGAUUACUGCAGAAUACUGAAAAUGAAUUGUUUAAUUUCUAAUACCGGUGAUGCCAUGAAAAGCAUUAAGAAUGAAGGCUUCAAAGACACUGAGUAAAGAAACUUUGAAUCUGGUUUUUGUUCAUGAAUUAUAACUUCAUAGAAACAAUAUAUUUGGUGUUCAGUAUUUGGUGCUUGCUGUUCUUCAAACAUUUAAACCAAGCUUUGGACUACUAAUUAUACUAACUUGGUGAGUUCUGAUCACUUUGAGCUCAGGAGCUUUGAAUCCUUCAGUGGUGGGUGGGGUUCUGGUGACAAUUAUCUAGAAAGUAUCUAGAAGGUUGUUGUGAAUGAUUGUGUGCUGACAAAAAUUCUUGAAAUCUUCCUUAUUCAUUUCUUACGAGGUAAAGUUCAAAUGCUUCUCCAAUGGUCUUUAAUAGCAAACACAUGCAGUUCUCUGUGGAAUCUGAAAUACUGUUGUAGCAGUCUGUGUCAAUUAUAUUAAAAUUACAGAAAAAAUAAACACGAGGUUUUAUUCUUA